GGGGAUGCAUGUGGAGAGAGAUGUGGAAAAGGGUGUGCUGAGGUUGCACCAGAGGAAGUACUGUGAGGGGCUGGCUGAGAAGUAUGAGCAGCUGGAAGCGGCCAAGAGGUUGGUCCGCUAUGUGAGUGCUACGGCAUCAGUGGGAUUGGAGUACAGUGGAGUGAGGCAGCAGUUGCAGAGAGGUGCUGCAGAUGUGAAAAGUGAUGAGAUGCUCUUGAGUUGCUAUACUGACGCUAGCUUCAACUCAGUGAAAGCGGAUGGCACCAGCAUUGGGGGUUAUGUGUGCUUGCUAGGAGGUGGUGCUGUGAGCUGGCGCAGCAAGAAGCAGAAUGAGGUGGGAUUGUCCUCAUGUGAGACUGAGUACAUGGCCUUAUACCAUGGGGCCAAGGAAGUGGUCUGGCGGAGGCAGAUCAUUGGAAGGGCAUGAAGCUUGCUGGGAUGAGUGUGCAUUGAGUAUGCAUGCUUGAGAUGUGGUAUGGUGGAUGAUGGUUGGCAGCCAGAGGGGGAGAUUGUUGUGUGAUGUCAUCAUAUGCUAUCACAUUCUGUCUGCCUCCCAUCCCAUGUUUUCAACUUGCAUGUGUGGUUUGAAUGUGCAAGCAUUUGUGUGUGGUGUGUUCUGGAGUUUGGGAAUGUGUUCUGUGUUAUUUUUGUUUCAGUAGGUAUUUGUGAUAAUAGAUCUUGAGAAGAUCUUUCCGACGCAACGAGAAUCCCUUCAAUCGGAGCAAGAACGCGAAAGCUAUGAAGAUUCAAAGUUCAUAAGCUCGCGUUACAAUUGCGGCGGUUACUAAGUGAAGU
Closterium sp. NIES-67 is the source of this 795-nucleotide messenger RNA. Lineage: Eukaryota; Viridiplantae; Streptophyta; Zygnematophyceae; Desmidiales; Closteriaceae. The record is from the annotation of a GenBank genome assembly.